Molecule: messenger RNA, 11768 nt
Organism: Argiope bruennichi
Lineage: Eukaryota; Metazoa; Arthropoda; Arachnida; Araneae; Araneidae
Gene: Sdb
Exons: 5
Coding region: 363-10277 (3304 amino acids)
Biological process (GO): microtubule anchoring
Cellular component (GO): ciliary basal body; centriole; cytoskeleton
Molecular function (GO): microtubule binding
Source: RefSeq, a predicted model, not a curated record
GAGUUUUGGAGGAGAACACGCAACGGAACAUUUUUAUGAUACUUAAUUUAUUCGUAGGAGAUUUCGCCCGGGGUAGAGUUGCAAAGUGAUCCGAGGAGAAAUCGCUCGGUGUUUAGAACAAACGGUUUUGUUUUGAGAGCGGACGGGUUUGUUUGGGAAGGAGAAAAAUCGUCUGCUUUUAGAGUUCCCGCCGUAUCACGCAACAUAAGAAACUCCAUCAAGAUUGAUUAUCAAAGCGUACGAGGCCUGAAUCCAAAAGCUAGAGGAAAACAGAUAACGUGCUUAAAAUGUUGUUUGCUCCAAUGAUAAGCAUUAUAUAGAUCUUCCGUCCACUCAGUACUUUUCAGGAAACAACCGCCGCGAUGCCGUCUGCCCGCAAGAAAUGCAUCUGUCAGAUAUGUACCUGUGGGAAACACAUAUGCCCACAUAGGAAGAAGACUCAGAUAGUUAUAGGCAGCGAUGAGCAGUCAGCAUCAUCAGUGAAAACAACCGUCCGCCAAGAGACCAUAAAGCACAGGAGGCAAUGGGGUAAGCAAGAAAUCUCAUCAACAACUGACCAGCUAAACGCUCAAGCACUCCUAGCUGAGUCAGGUGACCUCGCAACAUCGGUAUGUGUAACAGAUAAGGGUAACAGGAAUGGAAUUAGUGGGAGCAAUGGAGCUGCCACUUGGACAGCAAAACAGAUUUCCAAAACUCAACCAAUCAAACGACCCGACAAUCUCAAACAAGAAGGAGCUGCCGAGUUCAUAACGACACACCAAGUGGACUACAACGAAAAAAGUGUAGAAUCUCAUGUCAGCAACUCAGUUAAUGCAUCUUCAGAGACGGUGCAGGCUGAAUCAUGGAAUAGACGGCAAAUUCCGAAGACCCAAAAGAUCAAAAGGGCCGACAAUCUGAAACUGUCUGGGUCGCAGGAGUUAGAAACAACUCAAAAGGCAACUUUUAAUGAAAGUGUAUUUAAAAGCAAGAUGCAGGAGCAAAGCGAGCAGUCUGAAACCUUUAAAAGACCCCGAACAUCCCUUAAGCUGAGUGGAGAAUUUCAGACGGAUAGUUCUUACCACGAGGCUUUUACGCCUAAGCAAGGGGAUGUUCCUUAUAAAGUCAAAAAAGGAACCUCAGUAAGUCAUUUAAAGUCUGAAGGGGAAAUGAUUUUUGAAACCACUUCCAAGGAUUAUAAUGCCGUCAGCACACAUCUAACCAGAACAUCAGAAAAUGCUGAAGGUGCUGCAGCUCUUAAAGCCAAGAAAGCCAGACCAGAAAGCGAAAUAAAAAUCCCAGCAGUUCCACUUUCGGAUGAAACAACAUUAGUUAGUGAUUAUAAAAUGUGGAAGGUUGAAAGACCCAUCAUUCACAAACCGAAAGAUACCCUCGAUUUAACUGACCCUGAAGUUGUAGAUUUGAAUAGAACAUUCAUUAAAGAAAGUUCCAGAACAGAAUCUUCCCAAAUGGAAACAUCCAUAAGUGAUUAUAAGAACUGGGAAGUGACUAGGCCUGUUAUACAUAAGCCUCAAGAUAAUUUAAAAUCAGAAGGCACCGCUGAGUUUGCGACAACCACUGAUACCGACUAUUCCUCUCGCCGGGACAUGACAAGCAAAAAAACUUCCAAUUUGGAAGUUGUAACAGAGCGCACAGAAACGGAAUCGAUUGCAACAUCCACUCAUGAAGAACAAACUACGGUAUUGCUUGCAAAGUCAGAAGUAGAAAUGGCUCCAGCAGAGCACGCACAUACAUCUGAAGUAACUGUGGCAGAAAAUUUGUCAGACAAUAAUAAGGUUAAUACCAGAACCCAGACAUCUGCACAAGCAGUGGAACAAACUACAAGAAGCGAUAUGCGCGUAGAACAAACAAAGCACACAGAAAACAUCGCUGAAACAUCAACAACACAAACUGAGCAGCGAACUCAUGAAGAAACCAGUGAAAUAGCAUCGCAAAGUGAAGAUCAAACACAAUAUUUGACAUGGGAUCAGAUACGACCGAAGCCAAUAAGACCACAUAGCAAUCUGCGACAAGAAGGAGGAAUGGAAUUCGAUACAACAAACAGGAGUGAAUUUGUUUCAAGAUCUGUUGAGAGGGUAAAAGGUGUGAGACCGAAAACGAACACAAAACUUUUCGAAGGUGAUUUCGAUUCGACGACUAUGAAUCAAGUAAUGUUUCCAACAACUCACGCAGAAAAAGUUACGCCUUUCCGUCCCAAAAGUAAUCUCCAUCUCGAAGAUGGAACUUUUGUAGACGAAACAACAUCAAAAAAAGAAUUUCAACAGUGGGAAAUUCAAAAACCUUCGCCAAUAAUACCAAAAUCGAAUCUUACCCAAGAAGGAACGAUGGAUUUCACGACGACAAAUACUUCCGAGUUUAGUGAAAAAAGAUCAGAACGAGUGCAGCCUAUCCAUCCUCCUGCAACUAAAGGCAUCGAGGGAGAAAUCGAUUUAACAACAACCAAUCGUGCCAUGCAUGGUGAAUAUCAAAUAGAGCGAGUGCAAAAGAUAGUGCCACAAUCGACUUUAAGAUUAAAUUCUGGAGUUUUUGAAGCUGAAACUACUAAUAAGUCACAAUUUCAAGAAUGGGGUAUUGAAAGACCCAAACCAAUUAAGCCUGUAUCUAAUCUCACACAGGAAGGUUCCAUGGAUUUCACAACAAUGAACAAGCUUCAAUUCGAAGAAAAACCAUUAGAAAGAGUUCAACAAUUCAGACCUCAGACAACAGCAAAAAUAACAGGAGAGUUCGAUGGAACAACAACUAAUCAAGUUAUGUUUACAGCUCAGACUUUAGAAAGGCCACAUGCGGUGAAGCCGAAAGGAAAUUUAGAACUCGAGAAAGGUACAUUUGCGUCAGAAACUACAAAUACUUCAGAAUUCAAACAAUGGCAACUAUCUAAACCAGAACCAGUAACACCAAGAGAUAACUUGCACCAAGAAGGAUCUGUCGAUUUUAUUACUACGAAUCGAACAGAAUUUGCAGCCAAAAAUAUAGAUUCAAUCUCUGAUAUAAGAGCAAACAUAGUGAAACCAAAAAGCAGUUUACACCAGGAAGGAUCUGUGGAUUACACAACCGUUAAUCGAUCAGAGUAUGCAGCGAAAAACAUCGAUUCAAUCUCUGAUAUAAGAGCAAACGUUGUCAAACCGAAAAGCAGUUUGCAUCAAGAAGGAUCAGUUGAUUAUACAACAGUUAACCAAUCAGAAUACGCAGCGAAAAAUAUACAUUCAAUUUCUGAUAUACGGGCAAAUAUCGUUAAGCCUAAGAGCAGUUUGCACCAGGAAGGAUCUGUUGAUUAUACAACAGUUAACAAAACAGAAUAUGGAAAUAAAAACGUCGAUUCUUUCACUGAAUUACGUGCUCAUGCAGUCAAACCGAAAGACAAUUUGGAACUUGAAAAGGGUAAAUUCGGUUCAGAAACAACAAAUCAUACAGAAUUCAAACAAUGGGAACUUUCUAAACCAGAAGUGGUCACACCAAGAGAUAAUUUACACCAAGAAGGAUCUGUUGAUUAUACGACUGUAAAUCGAACAGAAUACGCAGCUAAAAACGUCGAUUCAGUAUCAGAUUUAAGAGCAAAUAUAGUUCGGCCUAAAGGAAAUUUGAGACAGGAAGGUUCAGUUGAUUAUACAACUAUGAAUCAAACUGAAUUUUCACCUAAAAAUGUCAAUUCAGUCUCUGACUUACGAGCAAAUAUCGUCAAACCUAAAAGCAGUUUGCAUCAAGAAGGUUCUGUUGACUACACAACUAUGAAUCAGGCAGAAUUCGUACCAAAAAAUAUCGAUUCCGUUUCUGAUAUAAGAGCAAAUAUAGUUAGACCAAAAGGAAAUUUGAGACAGGAAGGUUCAGUUGAUUAUACAACUAUGAAUCAAACUGAAUUUUCACCUAAAAAUGUCAAUUCAGUCUCUGACUUACGAGCAAAUAUCGUCAAACCUAAAAGCAAUUUGCAUCAAGAAGGUUCUGUUGACUACACAACUAUGAAUCAGGCAGAAUUCGUACCAAAAAAUAUCGAUUCCGUUUCUGAUAUAAGAGCAAAUAUAGUUAGACCAAAAGGAAAUUUGAGACAGGAAGGUUCAGUUGAUUAUACAACUAUGAAUCAAACUGAAUUUUCACCUAAAAAUGUCAAUUCAGUCUCUGACUUACGAGCAAAUAUCGUCAAACCUAAAAGCAGUUUGCAUCAAGAAGGUUCUGUUGACUACACAACUAUGAAUCAGGCAGAAUUCGUACCAAAAAAUAUCGAUUCCGUUUCUGAUAUAAGAGCAAAUAUAGUUAGACCAAAAGGAAAUUUGAGACAGGAAGGUUCAGUUGAUUAUACAACUAUGAAUCAAACUGAAUUUUCACCUAAAAAUGUCAAUUCAGUCUCUGACUUACGGGCAAAUAUCGUCAAACCUAAAAGCAGUUUGCAUCAAGAAGGAUCAGUUGAUUACACAACUGUCAACCAAUCAGAGUACGCAGCUAAAAAUAUCGAUUCUAUGUCAGAUUUACGGGCAAAUAUCGUUAAACCAAAAAGCAGUUUGCACCAAGAAGGGUCCGUCGAUUACACGACAGUGAACCGAACAGAAUAUGGGAAUAAAAAUAUCGAUUCCUUCACAGAAUUACGUGCUCAUGCAGUCAAACCAAAAGGCAAUAUAGAACUUGAAAAAGGUACAUUUGCUUCAGAAACAACAAAUCAUACAGAAUUCAAACAAUGGCAGCUCUCUAAACCUGAAGUAGUGACACCAAGAGAUAAUUUACACCAAGAGGGAUCGGUUGAUUAUACAACUGUUAAUCGAACAGAAUAUGCAGCCAAAAACAUCGAUUCAGUAUCAGAUUUACGAGCAAAUAUAGUACGGCCUAAAGGCAAUUUGCGCCAAGAAGGUUCCGUUGAUUAUACAACAGUUAACAAAACAGAAUUCUCUCCUAAAAACAUCGAUUCAGUCUCAGAUUUACGAGCAAAUAUAGUAAGGCCAAAAGGAAAUUUGAGACAAGAAGGCUCUGUUGAUUAUACUACUAUGAAUCAAGCCGAAUUCGUACAAAAAAAUAUCGAUUCAGUUUCUGAUAUAAGAGCAAAUAUAGUUAGGCCAAAAGGAAAUUUGCGCCAAGAAGGUUCUGUUGAUUAUACAACUGUAAAUCAAACCGAAUUUGCUGCUAAAAAUAUCGAUUCAGUUUCAGAUUUAAGAGCAAAUAUAAUAAGGCCAAAAGGAAAUCUGCGUCAAGAAGGCUCUGUUGAUUAUACAACUGUGAAUCAAACUGAAUUCGCAGCUAAAAACAUAGAUUCAGUUUCAGAUUUACGAGCAAAUAUAGUCAGGCCAAAAGGAAACCUCCGUCAAGAAGGCUCUGUUGAUUAUACAACUGUGAAUCAAACUGAAUUCGCAGCUAAAAACAUAGAUUCAGUUUCAGAUUUACGAGCAAAUAUAGUCAGGCCAAAAGGAAAUCUCCGUCAAGAAGGCUCUGUUGAUUAUACAACUGUGAAUCAAACUGAAUUCGCAGCUAAAAGCAUAGAUUCAGUUUCAGAUUUACGAGCAAAUAUAGUCAGGCCAAAAGGAAAUUUGCGUCAAGAAGGCUCUGUUGAUUAUACAACUAUGAAUCAAACUGAAUUUGCAGCUAAAAGCAUAGAUUCAGUUUCAGAUUUACGAGCAAAUAUAGUCAGGCCAAAAGGAAAUUUGCGUCAAGAAGGCUCUGUUGAUUAUACAACUAUGAAUCAAACUGAAUUCGCUGCUAAAAGCAUAGAUUCAGUUUCAGAUUUACGAGCAAAUAUAAUUAGACCAAAAGGAAAUUUACGUCAAGAAGGAACUGUUGAUUACAGAACUGUUAAUCAAACAGAAUAUGCAGCCAAGAACAUUGAUUCAGUUUCAGACAUACGAGCAAACGUCGUCAAACCGAAAAGCAGUUUGCAUCAAGAAGGAUCAGUUGAUUAUACGACUGUGAAUCGAACAGAAUAUAGAAAUAAAAGCAUCGAUUCAUUUACAGAUUUACGUGCACAUGCAGUGAAACCGAAAGGUAAUAUAGAGCUAGAGAAAGGUACGUUUGCUUCAGAAACAACAAACCAUACAGAAUUCAAACAAUGGCAGCUUUCUAAACCUGAAGUAGUGACACCAAGAGAUAAUUUACACCAAGAGGGAUCUGUUGAUUAUACGACUGUUAAUCGAACAGAAUAUGCAGCUAAAAACAUCGAUUCAGUUUCAGAUUUACGGGCAAAUAUAGUAAGGCCUAAAGGUAAUUUGCGCCAAGAAGGCUCCGUUGAUUAUACAACAGUUAACAAAACAGAAUUCUCUCCUAAAAAUAUCGAUUCAGUGUCAGAUUUACGAGCAAAUAUAGUAAGACCUAAAGGUAAUUUGCGCCAAGAAGGAUCAGUUGAUUAUACAACAGUUAACCAAUCAGAGUACGCAGCUAAAAACAUCGAUUCUAUUUCUGAUAUACGGGCAAAUAUCGUUAAACCGAAGAGCAGUUUGCAUCAAGAAGGCUCCGUUGAUUAUACAACAGUUAACAAAACAGAAUAUGGAAAUAAAAACAUCGAUUCAUUUACAGAAUUACGUGCACAUGCAGUGAAGCCGAAAGGUAAUCUAGAGCUAGAGAAAGGUAAAUUCGCUUCGGAAACAACAAAUCAUUCAGAAUUUAAGCAAUGGCAACUUUCUAAACCAGAAGUAGUCACACCAAGAGAUAAUCUACACCAAGAAGGAUCUGUUGAAUAUACAACUGUAAAUCGAACAGAAUAUGCAGCUAAAAACGUAGAUUCAAUUUCUGAUAUACGUGCAAAUAUCGUUAGACCGAAAGGAAAUUUGAGACAGGAAGGUUCAGUUGAUUAUACAACUAUGAAUCAAACUGAAUUUUCACCUAAAAAUGUCAAUUCAGUCUCUGACUUACGGGCAAAUAUCGUCAAACCUAAAAGCAGUUUGCAUCAAGAAGGAUCUGUUGAUUAUACGACUGUCAACCAAGCAGAGUACGCAGCUAAAAACAUCGAAUCAAUAUCUGAUAUACGAGCGAACAUUGUUAAACCGAAAAGCAGUUUGCAUCAAGAAGGAACCGUUGAUUAUACGACUGUCAACCGAACAGAAUAUGGAAAUAAAAAAGUCGAUUCCUUCACUGAAUUACGUGCACAUGCAGUUAAACCGAAAGACAAUUUGGAACUUGAAAAGGGUAAAUUCGGUUCAGAAACAACAAAUCAUUCUGAAUUUCAAACGUGGCGACAAUCUAAGCCGGAACCAGUUACACCAAAAGACAAUUUGCAUCAAGAAGGAUCUGUUGAUUUUACAACAACAAAUCAAACAGAAUUUGGAGUGAAAAAUAUUGAACGUGUGACUCAAAUACGACCCAAAACCAAUUCUAAAAUCACUGGUAAAUUUGACGGAACAACAACCAAUCAAAUGAUGUUCCAAGAUUCUCCAAGAGAAAAGGUACAACCUUUUAAACCUCAAAAUAAUUUGAAAUUAGAAGAUGGCAGUUUCACAACUGAAACUACUAACAAACAUGAAUAUCAGCAAUGGCAAUAUUCCAAACCUUCUUUAAUAAAGCCUCAAAGUAAUAUGAAGCAAGAGGGAGAUAUGGAGUUUUCGACAACGAGCAACAGAGAAUUCCCAGGGAAGACAGCUGAAAAAAUUUCUCCAAUAAGACCGGUGACUUCUACAAAAUUAGCUGAAGGGGAAUUUGAGGGAACUACAACAAAUCAAGCCAUGUUCCAAAAUAAGCCAGCUGAGAGAGUGAAAGGUAAAAGACCACCAACUAAUCUUCAACUUGAGAAAGGAAAAUUUGCUGAUGAAACCACCACUCGUCGAGAAUUCCAGCCAAGGGAAACUCAGAGAUCUCAACCUAUCAAGCCAACUGGCAACCUCAUUCAAGAAGGCAAAAUGGAUUUUACAACCUCAAAUAAAGCUGACUUUGAGGCAAAGCCAAUUACAAUGACCGAAUCCUUCAAGCCACGUUACACCUCUUCGCCUGUAAAAGCAGAAUUUGAUGGUACAACUACUAAUAAGGCUAUGUUUAAAGCUCAAACUACUGAGAGAGUCCAUGAUAUAAGACCAAAGGAUAACUUACGAUUAGAAGGUGGUGAAUUUGCAGGUGAAACCACAAACUCGAAAGAAUAUAGUUAUAGAGCAGCUGAAAAAGUUGAGGUUGUAAAACCCAAAUCAAGUCUCAAACAAGAAGGGGAUAUAGAUUUUACUACAUCUAAUCAAAUGCAGUUUGAUAAAAAAGAAAUAAAUAAAGUUACCCCAGUUAGGCCUAAGACUCUGACAAAAGCAUCAGAUGGAAAAUUCUAUUCAACAACAACAAACCAAGCUUCGUUCCAAACUCCUACUAAGGAAACUUCUCGGGAAAUAAGACCAGCUGAUAAUUAUCAACUAAAUUCGUCUCUGAAACAAGAAGGAGACAUGCAGUUUGAAACAACCAGUAAAACAGAAUUUAAAGAAAAAAAUUUCGAAAGGGUGCAACAGGUUAGACCUAAAACGACAAAUAAGAUAGAAGGUGAAUUCGAGGGAACAACAACAAAUCAGGUCAUGUUCCACCAACAUGGAACUGUUGAAAGAGUCAAACCUAUUCGCCACGAGAAUAAUUUACAGUUGGAAGGCGGGAAAUUUGCAAAUGAAACGACAAACAAUAGAGAAUUCCGCCAGUGGGUGAAAAUGGAGACUAAAACACCCCAAAACAAAAUUAAAAAACCAGCCGCUGGCGUUCCUUCCCAGGUGGAGAAGUCUGAAGUGAAAAAAGAUUCAGGUACCCAAAAUAUUACUGCAAGCAAAGAAAAAAGCGAGUACGAAGCUUGGAAAUUGAGUAAAGAAUCGGUUGCAGCUAAUAUUAAGGAAAGUCACGUGGUAAAAAAUCAUUCACAAAGCUUAAAAGCAGAAAAUGAAACAGAAACUCAAACUCAGAAGGAACGAAUGAGUAGAAGUGAAGAUUCAACUCAAAUUGUAAAGACCAGAAUUAAUGGUGAUGCAUCAGAUAAAACGUUGCAAAAACAUGAAACGGAUUCUCGUUCCACACAAAUAGUUAUGAAAAGUAGUGAAGUAAAGCAGGCAACAAGAGAUGUUUCUGCUGUAACGGCAGAUUAUGGAACAAAACAGACACAGCAAAAAGUUAAAGCCAUUAUACCGGCUGGAAACCUAUCUAGUGAGGGAGAAAUGAGUUUCACUACGACAUCUAAAACAGAUUUCUCGCAACAAGCAGUCUCCAGGCAUAGAAGCGAGACCAGACAAACCACCGUCAAUGUUAAUGGAGCCGCUGGAAGUAAAACCACCCGAAGAUCAGGAGAAAAUGCCAAAAUGGCUAUAACAGGUGGAAAUUUGUUCAAUGGAGAUAUGAGUUUCGAGACUACAUCCAAAACAGAUUUCUCGCCAGUAAAAUCCGUCCAAACCAAAGUGGAAGCGAAGCAAACGAGCAGCAGCGUUAAAGAAACGUCAGUCGUUAACCAAUCUCAGAAAUCAAUGGAAAGAGAAAUGAUCAAGAAUUCCCAACUAUUCAGAAAAGAAUCUCCGUCAAAGAGUUCGAGUUCCCGAGAGGCUUCUCUGUCUCCGCAAAAGACUCCCACAAAAACGAAGCGAUAUAAACCCGAAGACAAUCUGAAGUUGGAACCAGUUCCUUUCGAUGCGACGACGACAACGAGAACCGAAUACAAAAAGUGGGAGGCAAAGCGGUCUUCUUCAAAGCGACGCACAGAGUCUCUGAAGCAGGAAGGAAGCAUGGCGUUCGAUACCACAUCCAAUGAUUAUUCAUUGGCUGCAUACCAGACAGCCAGGGCAGCUGUAAAAGCGAAAGGCAAAGCUGACCAAAAAGGAAGUCUGGUUCAAGAUGGUACAAUGGAAUUCCAAACCACAGCAAACUCUUCUUUCACAGGCAACUACGGUUCUGUUAAAGCAAAAAGCUUAAGACCGCGAUCCUCGUUCAAAUUGGGUUCUGAUGACCAAGCCAACGACUCUAUGUCAAGCAGCAGGUCCAAUCCGGAGAUAUCCACUGGUAAAAAUCAAGAGAUGUUAUCCACCUCCCGCGCUUCCUAUGUCAGCCAUACCACCUCCAGGAGAUCAGUGGCUAACCGACCACCAACCAAUCAAAAGAUCGGAGAAGGGUCAUUUGAAGGUCAGAGCACAACAAGAAGCACAUUUAAGUCGUAUCAAGGCAACGUUGAGAAACCUCGACCAAUAAAACAUGAAAGUCACAACAUUUUCAAUACUGAAAACGGAUUUUUGGGAUCAACUACUUACAGGACCACUUUCGAGACAGAGAAGAUACACCAGCACCACUGUCCAGUUCUUGACCUACAAGCUUCGAAAGGACAGUUCUCAUUUAAUGAAGAGAAAAAUGGGCACAUGUUUUAUGUCCCAAAGCCUCAGGCUUAGCAGAUUCUGCUUUGUGGGAGGUAACACUUUGCUACUAAUGAACACAAUAAUAUGAUUAAAAUGAACAUAAUCUGUGAUUAACAGGAACAUAACAUUUGAAAAUGUAUAAUGUGGUUUGAUCGAUGUAAAAGUAUUUUUCGGUGACUAUAGCUUCAGAAAAAUACUUUCUGAAAGAAAAAAAAAUCAUCUUAACUCAUUAACGUAUAUAUCAUCUCCAUCAAGGCAAUAAUUUUUCCGAUUGAAAUCAACUAUAAUGUGUUCCAUCAUAUUGCAAAGGAUGCCAAGUCAAAAAUUAAGAUUGUUCACAAAGUAAACAAUACUAUGAAAGGAUUGUAAGAACAAUUUCUUUUGUUUUGGGGGGGGGGCAACCAAAUUGGCGACAAAUCCAAGGGACACAUUAAAGCAGAUUUCGAUCAAUUUUUUUUGUUUGCUUUUAACAAAAGCUAUGCACAUGUUUUUUAUACCCAAUUUAACACAAAAAAAGAUGAUGUAAUAUAACUGCUUUUAGAGAAUUUUGCAAUUGCUUUUUUUUUAUUUUCUAAUAUGAAUUGUUCAGAAUAUAAUGCUUAAACAUGCUAGUUAUGAAUGCUUUGUUUUGCCAAUUGUUUUUUAAAAAUUUGGAACAUAUUGAAAAAAAUUUUUUUUCAAUAUUCAUCUUAUUAUUUAAUAAAUAACUUUUAUACUAAUUUUUUUAUUUAAUUGCCUUUAAAUAAUCUGAAAGAUUUUUAAAUAAAUUUAUUUGCACAGAAAGAGGCAGCAUGAUUUUUUAAAAACAUACAGCACUGUUAUUUCUUUUAAAUUUAUUAUUAUUAAUUUGCUCACCUUCCUCCACUUAUUUUAUUAUUGGUUUAUGAUUUUAAAAUUUGAAGUAAAUGUAAUUAUUUAACUUUAAACAUGCACCACUUUUCUAUUUAUUUCUUUAAAAUGCACCAAUCGAUUCAACUAGAACACGAAAUUAAUAAUUUUACUGUUUCUAUCAAAUAUAUUUCAAAACAAAAUUAUCAUGUAAAUAACAGAGAAAAAGAAGAAAGCUAUUUGUUGUAAAUUAAUUUACAACAAGUUAUGCUUUCAGAACAGUUAAAAGGUAUAAAAAGAUCAUUGGGUAAAUGAAAAAGAAGAAUUGUAAGAACAAAGAAACUGGCAACACGAACUUAAUGCUGUCUCUUAAUCUUUGCACUCAUGUGAAGAGAAAAUUGAGACAAAUAUAUAAAUGAAGCAGAAAAAAAAAAAAAAAGUGUUCAUCAAAAAAUAUUUACUUUUUAAAUUUUUUAUUUAAUCUAGGUGUAAUUUUAUUUUGCUUUCGAUGUGAAAAACUAUCAGCAUAUUUUAUUCAUGUACUCAGGAAUUGAAAAAAUUUCAGUGAAGAAUAAGUAGAAAAAUUGAACUCAGAAUCGAGAAUUAUACAAUUAGUCUCGCAUCAAUUUUUAAUAUCUAUACUUAUUGUAUUCUACAAUUUUUUAUGAUUUAUGGAAGCAAUUGUAUGAAAACUAU